UCGGCUCAUUUAGCAGAAGAAUUUCCUUUGACAUUUCUAGAUUACGCAGCUCGACACUGGUUCUCUGCUGACUUACUGAGUGUGCAGCGAGGCAGUCACAGCCUUCAUUUGUCGCAAUGUCUGAGUUUAUUUUAGCUUUGGUAACAAUAUCAGGAUUAUUCCCUAUCACCAAGGCUGUGUCAGUUCUAGUUGAUAAAGACCACAAAACAUGUGGACCAGCUGAAUUUCUCUGCCAUGACCAUGUGACCUGUAUCUCACUGAACUGGCUCUGUGAUGGUGAACCAGACUGUCCUGAUGAUUCAGAUGAGUCACUUGAUCAGUGUACUAGACACUUGGAAUUUACAUGUCCUGUAAAUCAUUUUGACUGCAUUGGUGCGAGAAGAUGUAUUCACAUGAGCAAACUCUGCAAUGGCAUAAAUGACUGUAUGGAUGGGCUUGAUGAAGGAUAUCAUUGUCGAGAAUUUGCAUCCUCUUGUGACCGGGCCCAUUGUCAGUAUCGGUGUGCAAUCACAAGGAAUGGUACAACUUGCUACUGCAGUGAUGGUUAUAAUGUAGCACAAGAUGGGAAAGGUUGUGAAGAUUUUGAUGAAUGCAGUGUAUAUGGAACAUGUAGUCAAACAUGCAUGAAUAGCAAUGGAUCGUACACGUGUGGCUGUGUGGAAGGUUAUUUGAUGCAACCAGACAACAAAACUUGCAAAGCCAAAAUUGAACCCCUUGAUUCACCACCUGUUCUAUUGAUUGCCAACAUUAAAAGUAUCAAGGUGAUGGGUUUGGAUGGAUCAAAUAUUCCAACACAGAAUUCCAUCAAUACUAAUGGAAUCAUUGCACUGGAUUUUAUUUAUGAUGAGGAACUAGUCUGCUGGAUCACAGCUGAGGAAAUGUCUACCCAUGCUGAACUGAAAUGUGCCAAGAUGACACCAUUGAUUGGAUUUGCUGAAGAGAAAACCAUCAAUAUUUCACAAAGCCUCCACAAUGUCGAACAAAUGUCUUUAGACUGGCUUACUGGAAACUAUUACUUUACGGAUGAUGUCAGUGACCGAAUAUUUGUGUGCAAUCAAAAUGGGGUUACUUGCAUUACUCUACUAGAUCUGGAGCUGCACAAUCCCAAAGGGAUUGCCCUCGACCCAGCCAUGGGGAAACUUUUCUUCACUGACUACGGUGACAUCGCCAAGAUUGAAAGGUGUGACAUGGAUGGGCAAAGCCGAUCCAGGAUAGUGGACAGUAAAAUAGAACAACCAUAUGCCAUCACGCUUGACUUGGUAACCAAACAGGUCUACUGGGCAGAUGUUUAUCUCGAUUAUAUUGAAGUGGUAGAUUAUGAGGGAAGAAACAGACAUACAGUUAUUCAUGGACGUGAUGUUAGACAUCUUUACAGUUUGACAGUAUUUGAAAACUUCAUUUAUGCCAUCAACUUGGAUAAUUUCACUGCUAAAUACAAAGUAAGCAUCACUAAAAUAAACAGAUUCAAUGGUACAGAUGCUCAAACACUAGGAAAACUGGAGAAUGGUGGAGUUGUGCAUGUCUACCAUAAACUAAGACAACCAUUGGUUAGAAGUCAUGCUUGCGAACUGGAUCUGUAUGGCAAACCCGGAGGAUGCUCUGACAUCUGCCUGCUCAGCAGCAGCCACAAAGCAAAGACAUGUCGAUGCAGGACUGGCUACAGCUUAGGAAAUGAUGGGAAGUCGUGCAAAAAGCCAAAAAAUGAACUGUUCCUGUUUUAUGGAAAAGGCCGGCCAGGAAUCAUUCGUGCAAUGGACCUGAACACCAAAACAGCUGAUGAAUAUAUGAUACAAGUAGAAAACCUUGUCAAUCCACGAGCUCUUGACUUUCAUGCAGAAACAAAUUACAUCUACUUUGCUGACACAACCAGUUUCUUAAUUGGACGACAGAAAAUCGAUGGCACAGGUCGAGAGACAAUCCUAAAAGAUGGUGUGGAUAAUGUUGAAGGUAUUGCUGUGGACUGGAUUGGAAAUAACUUAUAUUGGACGGAUGAUAGUUACAAGAAGUCUAUAAGUGUAGCAAGACUUGAAAAGGCCUCACAGACCCGGAAGACCUUAGUAGAAGGCCAAAUGUCACACCCAAGAGCUAUAGUUCUGGAUCCUUUACAUGGCUGGAUGUACUGGACAGAUUGGGAAGAAGAAGAGAUAGACAACAUGACAGGAAGAAUCGAAAGAGCAUGGAUGGAUGGCUCCAAUCGACAACUCUUUGUGACAACAAUGAUGCUUUGGCCUAAUGGUUUAACUCUAGACUUGACCACUGGGAUACUAUAUUGGUGUGAUGCAUACUAUGAUCAUAUCGAAAGAAUCUUUUUGAAUGGCACAGGUAGAAUGAUAGUAUAUGCUGGCAAGGAAGUGAAUCACCCUUUUGGCUUGUCACAUUAUGGAAAAUUUAUUUUCUGGACUGAAUAUACAAAUGGAUCCAUUUUUCAAUUGGACUUGAUGACAAGAAAUGUUACACUGCUUCGAAAGGAAAGACCACCAUUGUUCGGGCUGAGGAUCUAUGAUGUUCAGCAACAGUUACGAGGUGAAAAUUCAACUCGGGGAAACAAUGGUGGGUGUAAUGGCCUGUGUUUAAUAAUCCCUGGAGGCAGAGUUUGUGCUUGUGCUGAUGGUCAAUAUUUAGAUGAGGACAAUGUAACCUGCAAAUUAAAGUCUGGCCCACCCAAUCAUCAGCAAUGCCAUUUUGGAGAGUUUGCCUGUAAAAAUGGAAGAUGUAUUCAAGAACGUUGGAAAUGUGAUGGAGAUAAUGACUGCUUCGAUGGUAGUGAUGAGGAUCAAGAUAUUUGCUACAAUAGUACUUGUCCUGCUAAUCACUUCAGAUGCCAAAAUAAUCGCUGCAUCCCUAAAAGAUGGCUUUGUGAUGGAGCUAAUGACUGUGCCAACAAUGAGGAUGAAUCAAAUGAAACUUGUUCAGGAAAGACUUGCCAACCCAGUCAGUUUUCCUGUUCCAGUGGACGUUGUAUCCCAAUGUCAUGGGUGUGCGACUUAGAAGAUGAUUGUGGAGACCGAUCUGAUGAAACUGCAUCAUGUGCAUUCCCUACCUGCACUCCCCUAAUACAGUUCACUUGUAAUAAUGGAAGAUGCAUCACAGUUAAAUGGCGCUGUGACUCAGAUGAUGACUGUGGGGAUGGUAGUGAUGAGGCAGGCUGUUCGCCCUCCUGUUCUGAUGCCCAGUUCAAAUGUAACAAUGGCCGUUGUGUCCCUGAGCACUGGAUCUGCGAUGGAGAUAAUGACUGUGGUGAUUUCAGCGAUGAAACCAAUGCUAACUGUUCUGAACCAGCCACUAAAUCACCAGGUAUUUGUCACAGAAAACAAUUUCAGUGUUAUGUGGAUGGUAAUUGUGUUCCAUUGCGAUGGCAUUGUGAUGGAGACUGGGAUUGUGAAGAUGGAAGUGAUGAAAACAACUGUGCAGGAAAUUCAAGAACCUGUGACUCCCAUUCUGAGUUUACGUGUAAAGACACAGGAAGAUGCAUCAAUAUGACAUGGGUUUGCGACGGAGAGGAUGAUUGUGAAGACCACUCAGAUGAAGAGAACUGUGGAACAUUUGCAUGCAAACCACCAACCUACCCAUGUUCUGGAAAUACAUCAAUUUGUCUUCUGCCAGAAAAGUUUUGCAAUGGGAAAGAGGAGUGUCCAGACGGUACUGAUGAGAGUCCACUUUGUGAUGAAUGCUCUCUGAACAAUGGAGGAUGCAGUCACCACUGUAUCUAUGUAACUGGAGAAGGCAUUGUGUGCUCCUGCCCUACAGGAAUGCAUCUAAACUCAGAUGAGAAAACAUGCAUUGUCCUUGAUUAUUGCAAAAAACAUCUCAAAUGCAGCCAAGUGUGUGAGCAACACAAAAAGACAAUUAAGUGCUCAUGUUAUGAGGGAUGGAUGCUGGCCCCUGAUGGUUAUAGUUGCAUUAAUUUAGAUCCUUUUGAGCCUUACAUAAUUUUUUCCAUCCGUCAUGAGAUUCGAAGACUGGACCUUCGCAAGCAGGACUAUAAUUUACUGGUUCCUGGGUUGAGAAACACAAUAGCAAUUGAUUUCCAUUUCAAUCAGAGUUCUCUUUAUUGGACCGAUGUUGUGGAAGAUAAAAUUUACAAAGGAAAACUUUCAGAAGUUGGAGCUGUAAGCAGUGUGGAAGUUAUUGUUCAGCAUGGUCUAGAUACUCCUGAAGGGUUAGCUGUGGACUGGAUUGCAGGAAACAUCUACUGGAUAGACAGCAAAAUGGAACAGAUUGAAGUAGCAAAACUGGAUGGUACCAUGAGAACUACGUUAAUUGCAGGCGACAUGGUGUAUCCACGGGCCAUAGCUUUGGAUCCUCGUUAUGGAUUCUUGUUUUGGACUGACUGGGAUUCUAGUUUUCCACGAAUUGAGGCAGCUUCAAUGAGUGGAGCAGGAAGGAAGGCCAUCUACAAAGCUUUGGGGACUGGCGGAUGGCUUAAUGGACUGACCGUGGAUUACCUUGAGGACAGAAUCAUCUGGAUUGAUGCAAUGUCUGAUGCUAUUUACUCAGCCUUAUAUGAUGGCAGUGAAUUGAUAGAAGUCUUGCGUGAUCAUGAAUACCUUUCUCAUCCAUUUGCUGUAACAUUGUACGGAGGUGAUGUUUACUGGACUGACUGGAAGACUAACACCCUUCUGAAAGCCAACAAGUGGACUGGCCAAAAUGUCACUGUGGUACAGAGAACCAGCGCUCGGCCCUAUGACCUUCAGAUUUACCAUCAGACCAGGCAACCACAAGCACCAAACCCUUGCAAGUCUAAUAAUGGCAAAGGGCCAUGUUCUCAUUUGUGCCUGAUUAAUUACAAUGGAACUGCUGCUUGUACAUGUCCUCAUCUAAUGAAACUGGCCCCUGAUGAGAAGAACUGCUAUGAGCAAAAGGAAUUUUUAAUCUAUUCAAGAAAUUCCGAGAUCCGUGGAGUUGAUAUUGAUAAUCCAUAUUAUAACUACAUAACACCAUUUACUGAUCCGGAUAUCAGUCAAGUUAAAACCAUUGAUUUUGAUGCAUCAGAAGAACGAAUUUACUGGUCUGAUUUAAAGCCCCGAUUUAUAAAGCGAGCCUUCAUAAAUGGCACAGGAAUAGAAACAGUGGUUUCAGCAGACUUGCCAUAUGCUCAUGCAAUUGCAGUGGACUGGGUUUCCAGAAACAUAUAUUGGACAAGUUCAGAUUUAGAAGAAGCUCAGAUAAAUGUUGCAAGAUUAAAUGGCUCCCUGCGGACUUCUAUAAUUCAUGGACUUGAUCACCCACAGUGUCUAGUAGUACACCCACUAAAAGGGACACUCUACUGGAUCGAUGGAAACAAUAUCAGUUUAGCAAACCUGGAUGGUAGCAACAUCAAGAAUCUUUUCAUGAAUCAAAGAGAACCUGUUGGUCUUUCAAUUGAUUACACCACAAAUAAGCUGUACUGGAUUAGUUCUGGCACCGGAACCAUAAAUAAAUGCAACUUGGAUGGUUCUAAUUUAGAAGUGAUCAGCUUAAUGGCACAGUACCUAACCAAAGCAACAGCCCUGGCGGUAAUGGGAAACAAGCUCUGGUGGGCUGAUCAGACAUCUGGAUGGAUUGGAAUCUGCAACAAAGAGGAUGGUACAGAGCCUGUUGUCAUGAGGAAAAAUAUCGCAACUGUACUGCAUAUGAAAGUCUAUGGAAAAGAGACUCAACAAGGUACUAAUUUGUGCAGUGUUAACAACGGUGGCUGCUCCCAGCUCUGUCUGCCAGUCUCAGAAACAAGAAUAACAUGCAAGUGCACUGUGGGCUAUCGACUACACAGAGACAAAAUGUCAUGUGCAGGUUUUGGAUCCUUCCUGAUGUAUUCUGUUCAUGAAGAAAUCCGAGGAAUACCACUUGAACCCAAUGAUAGAUCAGAUGCUUUGCUGCCGAUAUCUGGGAUAUCGCUCACAGUAGGAAUAGACUUUCACGCAGCAAAUGAUACAAUCUAUUGGACAGACAUGGGAAGGAGUACAAUUAGCAGGGCUAAACGAGACCAGACCUGGAGAGAGGAUAUUAUUACUAAUGGCCUUGGACGGGUUGAAGGCAUAGCAGUGGAUUGGAUAGCUGGCAAUAUAUACUGGUCAGAUCAUGGCUUCAAUAUAAUAGAAGUUGCAAGAUUUAAUGGGUCCUUUCGUUAUGUGGUCAUAUCCCAAGGGCUCGAUCAGCCACGUGCAAUAGCAGUCCAUCCAGAGAAAGGGUUCAUGUUCUGGACAGAAUGGGGACAGAAGCCUUGCAUUGGGAGAGCACGGUUGGAUGGAUCAGAACAAAUUGUCCUCGUGAGCUCCAACAUUGCUUGGCCAAAUGGGAUAUCAAUAGACUAUGAGGAAAGUAAAUUAUAUUGGUGUGAUGCCCGCACAGACAAGAUAGAGAGAAUUGACCUUGAAACUGGAGAAAACCGAGAGAUUGUGCUGUCAGGCAACAACAUGGAUAUGUUUUCAGUUGCAGUCUUUGGGGUUUACAUCUUCUGGUCUGACAGGGCACAUGCCAAUGGAUCCAUCAAAAGAGGAUACAAGAACAACGCUGUAGAUGCUGUAACCAUGAGAACACAUCUUGGAGUCAACCUGAAGGGUGUGAAAGUGUUUAACCGAGCCAGGGAAAGAGGUACCAAUAUUUGUGCAAAGAAUAAUGGUGGAUGCCAGCAGCUUUGUUUAUACCGUGGAAAAGGUCAGAAGACCUGCGGAUGUUCAUACAGUGUACUCGCAGAGGAUUCAGUUAGCUGUCGUGACUACGAUGGAUACUUGCUCUAUUCAGAAAGAACAAUAUUAAAGAGCAUCCAUCUUACAGAUGAAACUAAUUUGAAUCCUCCAAUUAGACCAUAUGAGAAACCGGAAUACUUCAAAAAUGUGAUUGCUUUGGCUUUUGAUUACCGGCGAAAUACAAGGGGGACCAAUCGGAUAUUUAUGAGUGAUGUUCAUUUCGGAAAUAUCCAGCUUAUCAAUGAUGAUUGGACUGGCAGAAGAGUAAUUAUAGAGAAUGUUGGCUCAGUUGAAGGUCUGGCAUAUCACAAAGCAUUGGAUACCCUUUACUGGACAAGUUCAACAACAUCAACUAUCACAAGGCAUACAAUUGACCAAAACAGAUUUGGAGCAUUUGACCGAGAAAUCAUUGUUGCAAUGUCUCCUGAUGACCAUCCUCACGUACUUGCAUUGGAUGAGUGCCACAACUUGAUGUUCUGGACAAACUGGAAUGAACAGCAGCCAAGUAUAAUGAAAGCAACCCUCUCUGGAGGAAAUGUUCAAGUCAUUGUUAGCACUGAUAUUUUCACACCAAACGGACUUACAAUUGAUCAUCGAGCGGAGAAACUGUAUUUCUCUGAUGGUUCUGUCGGAAGAAUUGAAAGGUGUGAAUAUGAUGGAACACACAGAUACGUAGUUCUGAAAUCUGGACCAGGCACUUUCUUCGGCUUAGCUAUUUAUGGUGAUUACAUCUUCUGGACGGACUGGAUGCAAAGAUCUGUAAUGCGUUGUGAUAAAUACACAGGAGGAGAAGUUAAAGUGCUGCGUUCUGAUACAGCACAUCAACCUAUGGGAAUUAUGGUUGUAGCUAAUGAUACCAAUAAUUGUGAGUUGUCUUCAUGCAAGAUAAUGAAUGGAGGUUGUCAUGACCUUUGCCUAUUGACUGCUGAUGGCCAAGUAAAUUGUUCUUGCAGGGGAGAACGAAUACUAUUAGAUGACAACAGAUGUUCUGCCAAAAACUCAUCUUGCAAUAUUCACACUGAAUUUGAAUGUGGAAAUGGAGAUUGUAUUGGAUACAAUUUGGCAUGUGAUGGAAUUAUACACUGCAAGGAUAAAUCAGAUGAAAAACAAUCGUAUUGUGCAAACAGGAGUUGUAGAAAAGGCUUUAAGCAUUGCUUUAAUGGGCGCUGUGUGUCCAAUGCAAAGUGGUGUGAUGGAGUGGAUGAUUGCAGUGACAACUCAGAUGAAGUAACCUGCAAGAAUUCUACAUGCAGUGCAGCUGAAUUUCAGUGCAGAGAUGGGACUUGCAUUGUCAAAACAGCACAAUGCAACCAGUUGAUAGAUUGUGCAGAUGCUUCUGAUGAAAUUGAUUGCAGUAACACAGACUGCACAGGCUUCUAUAGAGUUGGAGUUAAGGAAACAAAUUACAUAAAAUGUAACAGCACCUCACUCUGCAUCCUUCCAUCCUGGAUUUGUGAUGGGUCCAAUGACUGUGGUGACUACACAGAUGAAUUAAAUUGCCAAGCUCAACAUAAGCUCAAAUGUAAGGAACACUACUUUGCGUGCCCUAAUGGAAGAUGUAUUCCUGCAUUUUGGAUUUGUGAUAAAGAAGAGGAUUGUGAAGAUGGAGCUGAUGAAUCUCAUUGUGAUUCCUUUUGCACAUGGAAUCAGUUUGAAUGCCCAAAUCACAAAUGUAUCUCUCAUCGUUGGGUUUGUGAUGGUGCAGAUGAUUGUAGAGAUGGUGCUGACGAAGCAGAUUCUCUCUGUGGUUCAGUUACUUGUGCUCCUGACCUGUUCGAAUGUCCAAACUCUCAUGUUUGUCUCCCAAAACAUUGGUUGUGUGAUGGGGAUAAAGACUGUCCAGAUGGAAGUGAUGAACUUUCCACAGCUGGUUGUACGCACAAUAGCACCUGUGAUAACAAAGCUUUCAGGUGUAAGAACACAUUGUGCAUUCCACAAUAUUUUGUGUGUGAUCAUGAUGAUGAUUGUGGAGAUGGAUCUGAUGAAUUUCCUGAGUGUGAGUACAAAACUUGUGAGCCACAUGAGUUUCAUUGUGCCAAUGGAAGAUGUCUUACGAAUGCUGCUUGGGAAUGUGAUGGGGAUUUUGACUGUCUUGACCAUUCCGAUGAAGCACCCAAAAAUCCCAAGUGCUCAGGAGCAGGAAGAAAUUGCAACAAUUCAUUUUAUCUGUGCAAAAAUGGGAAAUGUAUAAAUGAAAUCCUUACUUGUGAUAAGCAUAAUGACUGUGAAGAUGGAUCAGAUGAAAACAAUUGCUUUGUCAAUGAAUGUGUAAAUAAGCGAAUCAGUGGAUGCUCACAAGACUGCCAGGACUUUAAAAUUGGGUACAAGUGCAAAUGCUGGCCUGGAUUCAGACUGAAAGAUGAUGGCAAAACCUGUAUUGACAUUGAUGAAUGUGCAACCAGCUUCCCCUGUAGCCAGCAAUGCAUCAAUACUUAUGGAACCUACAAGUGUUUGUGUGCUGAAGGUUAUGAAGUACGAGCAGAUAAUCCCAAUAGCUGCAAAGUUUUAUCAGAUGAGGAACCAUUUUUAAUUUUUGCUGAUCGACACGAAAUAAGAAAAAUGAGUAUAGAUGGAUACAACUACACAUUAUUAAAACAGGGGUUGAAUAAUGUUCAUGCAAUAGAUUUUGACUACAGGGACCAAUGUAUUUAUUGGGCAGAUUUCACCACACAAGGCAGUACAAUAUCAAGGAUCCACCUAAAUGGAAGCAAUCCUGAGGUGGUCCAGCAUACAGGACAAGCCAUUCCAGAAGGAUUGGCAGUUGACUGGAUUGGCAAGAAUCUGUACUGGUGUGACAAAAGCAAGUUGACUAUUGAAGUCUCUAAACUUAAUGGACUUUAUCAGACAGUCCUUGUGAACACAGGGCUCAAGACUUUGAAGCAUCUUGUGAUUGAUCCUCGCAUUGGAUAUUUAUAUUGGACUGAUCAUGGUGAAAAUCCACAUAUUGGCCGUGCAGGAAUGGAUGGAACUAAUCAAAGCAUUGUUAUAAGCACUAAAAUCUUAAAGCCAAGUGGUCUGUGUCUGGAUUAUGUGAAUAACAGGCUGUAUUGGGCUGAUGAUCAGCAAGGUUACAUAGAGUUUGCUGACCUGGAUGGAUCCAAUAGACAUAGAGUUCAUAAUCAAGAUAUCCCACAUGUAUUAGCAUUGACAUUAUUUGAAGACUACAUCUACUGGACAGAUUGGAAAACUAAGUCGGUCAGCCGUGCUCACAAAACCACAGGCUUGAACAAGAUUCCGCUAAUCAGCUCUUGGCAUCAGAUAAUGGAUAUCCAUGUGUAUCAUCCUCACAGACAACCAGAUGUUCCUGGUCACCCAUGCAAAAUAUCCAAUGGUGGAUGCAGCAACCUUUGUCUGCUAUCUCCAGGAGGAGGAUACAAAUGUGCCUGUCCCACAAAUUUCUAUCUGGCUGCUGAUGGCAAGACUUGCCUUUCCAAUUGCACCGCAAGCCAGUUUGUCUGUAGCAAUGAUAAAUGUAUUCCAUUCUGGUGGAAAUGUGAUACAGAAGAUGACUGUGGAGAUGGAUCAGAUGAGCCUGAAGAUUGUCCUGAAUUUAAAUGCAGGCCAGGUCAAUUUCAAUGUGGUACUGGAAUAUGCACUAAACCUGCCUUCAUCUGUGAUGGCGAGAAUGACUGUGGAGACAAUUCAGAUGAAGCAAAUUGUGAGACGCAUGUUUGCCUUCCAAGCCAGUUUAAGUGCUCACAGAAGAGGCGAUGCAUACCCGUCAUCUUCAGAUGUAAUGGUCAAGAUAACUGUGGGGAUGGAGAGGAUGAAAGCGAUUGCCCUGAAGUUACAUGUUCUCCAAACCAGUUCCAGUGUGCUGUAACCAAGCGAUGCAUUCCUGAAGAAUGGGUCUGUGACAAGGAUCAUGACUGUGCAGAUGGCUCUGAUGAAUCCAACUGCACUCAGAUUGCAUGUGGCACGGAAGACUUUCACUGUAAAGGCACAAGCAGAUGUGUUCCUGCACGAUGGAAAUGUGAUGGAGAGGAUGACUGCGGAGAUGGAUCUGAUGAACCAAGAGAAGAAUGUGAUGAAAGAACUUGUGAGCCAUAUCAAUUCCGGUGCAGAAACAAUCGUUGUGUACCUGGGCAUUGGCAAUGUGAUUAUGAUAAUGACUGUGGAGAUAAUUCUGAUGAGGAAUCAUGUGCACUUCGCUCAUGCUCCAUGAAUGAGUUUACCUGUGCCAAUGGUCGUUGUGUUGCUGCCAGAUGGAGAUGUGAUGGGGAUUAUGAUUGCUCUGAUAGCUCAGAUGAAAAAGACUGUGUAAUUAAAUGUAAAGAGGAUCAGUUCCAGUGUAAGCAUGGCCACUGUAUUCCUGUCAGGUGGCACUGCGAUGGAGAGACUGAUUGUCUAGAUGGCAGUGAUGAGGAAAACUGUGAACAAGUGCAAACAACUUGCAAUGUAGAUGAAUUCCAAUGCAACAAUACACUUUGUAAGCUUGUAUCAUGGCUGUGUGAUGGUGAGGAUGAUUGUGGAGACAACUCUGAUGAAAACCCAGAAAUGUGUGUAAAAUUUCAGUGUCCUCCCUCAAGAUCAUUCAGAUGUAAAAAUGGGAGAGUCUGCCUUCGACCUGAGCGAGUUUGUGAUGAAAUGAAUAACUGUGGUGACAACUCUGAUGAAGUGGACUGUGAUAAGCAAAUUCAGAGGCCAUGUGGGAAGGAUGAGUUUACAUGCAGCAAUGGGAAGUGCAUUCCUAUAGAGCUACAAUGUGACAUGUUCAAUGACUGUGCUGAUGGUGGGUCCGAUGAACAAGACUGCAUUAGAAAUUAUAAUGAAUUUAAUUGUGAAGAAGAAGUAAAUCCUUGUGGCAAUGAUGCUUAUUGUAAUAGGACAAAAUUUUCACUUUUCUGUGAGUGUCGGCCUGGUUUUCAAAGAAACAAAGCCUCAAAGCAGUGUGAAGAUAUUAACGAGUGCCUUCAAUUUGGAACUUGCUCACACUACUGCAAUAAUACUAAAGGGUCAUAUACAUGUACAUGUGGAAAAAACUACAAACAUUCUUACAACCACAGCUGCAAAACAGAAGGUUCAGAACAUCAAGUGCUCUACAUUGCAACCAGAAAUGAAAUUCGCAGUAUAUAUCCAUUUGACCCCAACUCAGCCUAUGAACAAGUGUUUCAAGGAGAUGAAACUGUCAAAAUUAGUAUGAUGGAUGUAUACAUUAAAGGCAAAAAGAUCUUCUGGACCAAUGGGCACACAGGCAGAAUCUCUUUUAUAGAUAUUUCAGACAAACGAGAAAGACAGACAAGUGAUGCCACAGACCUUAAUAUUCCUGGGUUCCAAGCACCACAGGGAAUUGCGGUUGACUGGGUUGCUGAAAAUAUCUACUGGACAGAUUCUUUCAGAAACGUCAUUUAUGUGGCCAAGAUUAAUGGACAGAAAUACAAAAAACUUGUUUCCGGAAUGAUGGACAAACCCUGUGCUAUUGCUGUUGAUCCCAGCAGAGGAAUGAUGUAUUGGACAGACUAUGGUAAACAGCCCAAGAUAGAGCAGUCAGCCAUGGAUGGGACUCUGCGACGAAUUCUCAUACAUAAGGACUUGCAAUGGCCGACAGGAUUAGCACUUGAUCAUUUCAACCAGCGCUUGUAUUGGGCAGAUGCCAAGCUUUCAAUUGUGGGCAGUGUUCGCUUUGAUGGCAGUGAUUCUGUUGUUGUUGCCAACACAAAACAAGGUCUCCAAACUCCCUUCAGCAUUGAUAUUUUUGAAGAUUACAUUUAUGGGGUGACGCAUACCAAUAGUCGCAUUUUUAAAAUGCACAAAUUUGGAAGAGCUCACCUUGAAUAUUUGGUAUCAGGUCUCAAUGAUGCUUCAGCCACAAUUGUAUUCCAUCAGUACAAGCAACAAGACUUACCAAAUCCUUGUAGCAAAAAGAAAUGUGAAUGGCUUUGUCUGCUGAAUCCCACUGGUGUAACAUGCUUAUGUCCAGAUGGAAAGAAUAUGAUUAAUGGGACAUGUAUUGAUGUAGAUUCUCCCACUGCACUCCCUUAUGGAAGUACCUGUGACCUAGUAUGUUUGAAUGGUGGAACUUGUUUUGUGAAUGAGCGAGACCAGCCAAAAUGCAAAUGCAAACCUCAAUACGCAGGGCAGGAAUGUGAAACUGACCAGUGCAGAGACUAUUGUCAAAAUGGAGGAAUCUGUUCAGCAUCAACAUUAGGAAAACCAGCCUGCCGCUGUCCUAUAGGAUUCACUGGUCCAACCUGUCGACAAAGGGUUUGUGACAGUUUCUGCCUCAAUGAAGGGAUUUGUGACGUCAACACAGGAAAUCAACCUUUUUGUUACUGCCCAUCAGACUUUACAGGAGACAGGUGUCAAUACAAUAUGUGCUAUAACUACUGCAUGAAUUUCGGAACCUGCAGGAUAAACAACGAUGGUAGUGCUCACUGCAUUUGCUUGCCACAAUUUGAUGGGCCAAAAUGUGAAGUGGAUAAAUGUACAGUAUGUCACGGUGGACAAUGUGUUGUGGACAAAGAGACCGGACAGGUAGCCUGCAAUUGCACAAAUGGAAGAAUUGCAUCCAGCUGCCUGUCUUGUGAUGGAUACUGUUACAAUGGUGGCACUUGCCAGCUGGGCCCACUCUCUGAAAUGCCCACAUGUGUAUGCACAGUGGGGUUUAAAAGUGAUCGAUGUGACCAGAAAAUUAACCUUUGUGAUUACUACUGCCAAAAUGGAGGGGUUUGCACUUUAACUGCACUUAAUGAACCUCAGUGCAAGUGUUCAGAUGAAUGGUCUGGUACACAAUGUGAAAGACCGGCUCCUAAGAGCAGCAAAACUGAGAAUACCAGAGGGAGAAACAUUACUUUUAUUAUCCCAGUUGUUAUCUUUGCCGUUUUGAUUCUUGCAAUCAUUGUUGGAAUAAUCAUCUGCAAAAGAAGACAACGUGUGAAAACAGUCCGGAGGCAUCCACUGUCAAAUGGAGGCAUGAAUGUGGAAAUUGGAAAUCCAACGUAUAACAUGUAUGAAGUUGACCGUAGUCAUGAAAAUGCUGAAGGCUUGUUAGAUCCAGAUUUUACAUUAGAUCCAGAAAAGCCAACAAAUUAUUCAAAUCCUGUUUAUGCAAAACUCUACUUGGACGCAUCAAACUGCCGGAAUUCCUUAGUCAGCACAGAGGAAAAGAAAGAGCUGCUUCCAAAGAAAUUAGAAGAUGGCCUGAGGGAGACAGUUGCUUAGAUUACCCUUUAGUCUUGUAUCUUUUUUAACCACUGUAUAAAUGUAUAAAGAAAGGAUUAAUUUUUCUAUGUAAUGACAGUGUUCUGAUUAUAUUUUUUGCAUCAGCACUACCUGUGUUUUUGCGCUGAGGAUUCUUGACUGACCUUCUGUCCAAUGUUUCUGUUUAAUGGACUGGGAAAGCCACCUGCACUAAACCACGUAAAACAAAGCUGCUGAUUGCACCUCCCAUUGUAUUUGAUCCUGUACUUGGGGAAAAAAACACACAAGCCAAUUUCUUUUUAGUUUUAUACCAGUUUGGUGGUUUUCUUUGGUAGAAGUAAGGCACAUUUGACAAUCUCUGCUGCAAGAUUUUCAGAUGAAUAGAUCUGUCGAGUACUUUUAACAACUAUAAAUAAGCACCUUUAAUUCCCUGUUGGUUUUCGUAUUAUUCAUGUACUCCUUGGGAAAAAUCUCCUCAUUUAAGCCGUUUUAGAAGUUAUUUCUUCAAAAUAUACAGGGAUAACUGGCAAAUUGAAGGCUAAAUCAAACUCAUUCAAAUUUCAAGGUCUGACUGAACUGCUGGUUUAGUUCUUAUUUAGCUUUUCAUCGUCUUUAUGUUAAUAUAAUAUUCUAUAUAGUCUAUGCUUCGUGAGUUGCAAUUUUACUUUGUUUUGUGUAAGCAAUAAGGAGGUUUGGGUAUAUUUCUAUGAUAACUGGCUUGGUUUGAGAAAUUUAAACAUUGCACUUGCUAAUCAAGCAUUUAAUUUUUUUGUAUGAAGUCAAAUUAUUAGGAUAUGAACUUGUUAGCAUAUAUAAUAGCCCAAAAGUUCCUUCAAGUGGUGAUCAAAUGGUGCCCACUGUUACUUAAGCUCUUUCCUUCCCAUUCAAUGAUGACAGUAAUUUGUUCAGGAAGUGCAAGUUGGAAAGAGUGUGAAGCCCUAACAAACACUUUGGGUUCUGAGUGAAUAAGGCAAUAGGUUGUAUCUCCUUUAAGAAUAUCAGAUGAAAGCAUGGUGAAACUAGCAGAAACAAGACUGAGAAAGAUAUUUGCCUCAAAAGUUAUCCCAGGUCGGUAGCACUUAAUGAAUUUUUGAGGGCCAGUGCAUUCACUCAGCCUGUGACAUUCAUUGCAUUCAAGUUGGUAGAGCGUACUUAGUACUUAUCCCAUUAUUGAAGCCGUACUUACAAUUGAAAUUAUUGGAUUUAAUCUUCUCCACUGAGUUUCCUCCAUAUCCCUGAAACCACAGGACUGUCACAAAAGUGUACUUGAAUGCAAAGCUAUACAGCAAGAUACCCUUCAAAAAACUAACUUCAGUGCAGCACAUUCCCAACAGCAAUUAUUGGAGACACAAGACACUGCAGAUGCUGGAAUCAGGAGGAAGAAAACAAACUACUGGAGAACUCAGCAGGUCAAGCAACAUAUGUGGGGGGUUGGAAUUGAUGAUGUUUUGGGUCUUGUCCCUGCAUCAGGACUUCUGGAUUUUGUUGUCUAAUCAUCAUCCCUUGCCCAAAUUUGCUGUAAUAUUUGCAUGUAAGUAAUAGCAAAUUCCAUUAGCCACAUUGGUAUCUUUGCAUCAUUUUUUUGCACAUUCCUUACUAUCUUAUCAGAGGUAUAUUUAGCUUGCUUAUCUUGUAGGAUUUAAAUACUUUGCUGACAUUGAAAACAAAGUUCAUUCAAGCAUUCAAAUACCAAUAUAACAUAUUGAAUUAUCACUCUUGCCCCUCACUAAUUCUGAAAAGUGAUGAAAAUAAAACUAAGCCUGAAACUCCAGUAAGUCGAAAUUUGUACUAUUUAAUGGAGCUUGAUCAAUGUCAAGCACUGUAUGUUCCAGUUUAAUGCAUUCAGCUUUGCAUAAAACCAUGAUGUAUGCUCUUCCAAAUGAAAUCCCUUGUUUUGACACAAAUCUAUGAAACUCAGGGAAUCAGACUGGAAGAUGAUGUUGAGGUGAAUAAUCAGUCACAAUCAUACUGGCUGGCAGAACUGGCUUAAUGUUCUGUACAGCCAACCCAUGCUUUUGUUCAUAUGAAACCAAAGUCAUUGGCUUAGUUGUCAAGUCAUAUGGGAUGGACAUAGAGUUAUGUAGCAUGGAAACAGGCCCUUCAGCUCAAAUAGUCUGUGCCUCCAUCAAAUAUCCCUAUAUACUAAUCCCAUUUUCCAGCACUUGGCACAUAAGCCUUCCACACUAUGGCAUUUCAAGUGUUCAUUUAUAAGAGUACCUGCCUCCAGCCCUUCAAGCAGAGACUUCCAAAUUCUAACCACCUUCUGAAAUUUUAAUCCCCUCUAAAUGUCUUACACCUCACCUUAAACCUACACUGUCUGGUUAUAGAUACCUCUUCUAGGCAUGAAAGUUUCUCAUUCUCUGUUCUCUCUAUACCCGUCAUAAUUUUGUAUACCUUAAUCAGAAUCCCCUUAGCUUUCUCUACUCCAAGGAAAACAAACCCAGGUCAUCCAGUCUAUGUUCAUUCAUAUUAAAGCAUCACUUGUAAUUUGCUCCAUCAUGCAUAUUACUAUUCAUCCAUGGUAAUUGAAAUAUUCUACGAACAGACUAAAAAAUUUUAGCUACACACUAAUUUUGUGUGUUUUUUUUCAAAAAUUGAUGAAAAUGGGGAAUGCAGGAGGAUUUGGGACUUUGAAAGGAAAUUAUUCAAGUUACUGAAUAUGAAUGUGUGAUUUACCAGAUCAACUGAUGCUGGAAACAAAAAUGUUAGUAAAUAAUUAAUAAUGGAGACUCCUUAUAAUUUUCCCAUUAAAAGCUGCUGACACCUAUGUCUUAUAAUAGCUGCAAUCCAAGUGCAUAGUGCAAAAUAUUUGGGUUUGUUCUUGUGAUUUUAAAAAUAUCUAAAUUGCUGACAAUCAAAAUCCUAUGUUUUUUUUAAACUAGUCACUUUUUAAAAAAUAUAUGGAAGCAAUGUGAUUUACGUCUUCAAGCUUUUGAUAUAUGAAAUAUUUAAUUAAUAUACUGCAGAAUAUCCAAAGUAACACUGUUUAUACACAGUAUUUAGAACACAAUUUAUACAUUCACCUUUCUUGGUUUUGAAAGCACUGCAGUUUUCUAUUCAGAUCAUGGUAAUAGGGAAGUCCUUCCUUGCUUUGCAUCCCUUAAAUAACAACCUACCUUCUAUUCUCAAAAAUCUUAAAAUGAUAAUAUUUCUAAAUCUAGUACUAAAUAUUUUGCUGUGACAACCACAAUGAACUAUUGAUAAGUUGUCCAAACUGUCAAACCACUUUCUUUUCCGUAAGUUUUGAAAAUGUUUCCAAUACUCGUGGGUUAUAAUGGAAACAAAUCUAAAACUGAGCAAUGUUGAAGCAGUAAGUGAACUGAAUUUAUUAGUGCCCCACCACUAAAUUUUAUCUUAAUUGAACUCUUUGUUUUGCUUUUCAUCAAUUUUGAUGGAUUAUUUCAUUCAUGUAUGGGAUAAUGUUAUAUAUUUAUUUGAAUAUAUUUGAUCCUUGAAAGACAAAUUGUUCCCCAAGAAUUUGCUCCAUUGUUUCAUUAUUGGUCUUUUUUCACAGCAGUUUAUGGCCUUCUUUGGGGUCAUUCUGGUGUCUAAACUUCCUGUUACUGCUGUAUUGGUUCAGCCCACCAAUUAUUCCCUGACCACAACACCCACCUUUCAGCCCAUUUUUCUCCUGUCAGCACUUUGGUAGUUUUAAAUCACCUGAGAUCUUUACAAAUAUAGGUCUGUGUCAUAAAUAUUGGAGCUCAAAAGAUCAUCAGAAAGCAAAUGACCAGCACAGAGAAUUACAUGAGUAGUUGAUAUAUUGGGAACACAUAAAUAUCAAAAAAAAUCCAAAUUAGGGAAGAAAGCUGCCAUAUAAAAGGAAAUAAAGUCAGAAAAUUUCACAUACAAGAACAAUGUGAUUUGGAGAAUUUCUAUAAUUUAUAGCACAGAAGUAAUCCAUUCAGAGCGUCUUGGAUUGUCUGUCAUAAUAACCAUUUGUUCCAUAUUCUCUUGUUAAUGAUUUAACAAUUAUUAAAUCAACUUGUAUCUAUAUCUCAGAAGCAGACGAUUCUGCCCAAUUUGUUCAUGCCAACACUUACUGUUCACAAAGCCCUUCCCAUCCUUCCUCAUUCAACUCGAUCAGCAAAUCCUUCUUUUCAUACUCCUAUUGCUAUCCAGACUCCUCCAAAACAUACCUGUAAUAUUUGCCCCAUCUAUAUAUUGUAGUAGCAAGUUACACAUUUUUCCACUCUUUGAGUAAAAAAUACUUUACAUUCCCAAUUGUAUUUAUCGGUGAAUACGUUCCACUUAUCAGUAUUGCUUUUGAGUCCUCUACAAGUCUUCUCCAUAUCAAAUUCCUUUAUUUUAGAUGACUGUCAGAUCACUCUUUUCUCAAGCCUGUUUAUCCUUUACUGAUGGUUUAAUGUACUCAGUACCUACUUAAGGCAAGUAAUGUGGGUGGGUAGGGAUAGAAGUAUCAUUGAGGAUUGACAUCAAAACAAUGGGAACUCCUCUGCUAGUUUUUCAUCCCCUGUACCAGCUGUUCACCAGGAUCAAGUUGUGGCUUGUGUUUAGUUCUCCUCCACAGUUACUGAAAAAAUAUCCAGCACAGAAUGGGUGGCUAACUGCUGUCAACCCUGACAGAUUCUGAGCAAUGAAUCUGGGUUGCCUGUAGAUUAUGUAAGCCAGAUGACACUAUCCACCAAGAUCAGCACAUUUGUGUUGCAGGUGCAAGAGAGUCAUAUUAUCACCCCCAUAACUUUGUCUGCUCGGUGUGAUUCUAAUGAAUUUCCCUUCUCUGGCUGUGUUCAUUUUCUCAUGAUCCAGUAAAACAACAAAGUCCUUCACAAUGUUUUGCUCAAAUUUAAUGUCAAUGAGGACAUCUUGGACUGAUUAAUUGUAGGAUGGGGAUGAACAAAUGGAGAUCAAAAUAUGAUCAAAAUAUAGCAGUUAAUCUGUUCAAAACUUAAAACUGUGACUGUGCCAUAAAAUAUGCCUUCCAAAAGAUUGAUUUGAAAGCAUUUACUGUGUAAUUUAUUUAUAACCAUCUUGUCUUGUUCAGCAAUUUCCAGGCGACAGAGCAUUUUAUUCUUUCUGUUAGGAGCGUUUCUAUGUAUUAGAAUGAGCAGAGGGGGAAAAGAGUUGGAAACCCAUUCUACUCAGAUUCUUCUAUAAAAGCAAUUGCUUCCUAAUACUGUGUGACAUGACUGGAAUCUACAGUUCUUAGCACUUUCAAAAACAGAUCUUGUAAUUCCUGUGUCUAUCAAGAGAUCAGCAGGUGAGCUGUAAAGAUUUUAAAGCAAAUAAUUGAUAGCAUUUUACUUGAUGGCCAAUUUUUUGCUUCCUCAUUCAUUUCUAUUUUGUUGGCAGUUAAUGAUUUUAGCAGUUCAAUCCAGUUUUGAUGAAUUUUGUUUGUUUCCAAUUAAAUAUAUUUCCAAACCAAGCCAGUUUGCACAUCACUCAAAAUUGAAUUUAGUGUCAAACAUUUGCUGGAUUAUUAUUAAGUAUUUUUCUGGACAUUUGUGGGAGUAGUAACAGGCAUCAAGAUUUAUAUGAGUGAAUCCUGGGAUUGCUUUAUUAAUCAUGUGGGGAAAACAUCUGCUACAAUGCAACCAUGUGGUAAAUGGAUUAUGUCUUAAAAUUUGACUGACUAUAUAAUUUCCUAAUUUUCCACCAAAUGGAAUUUACUUCAUUUAGUUAAAGUGAACAAAUAAUGCUUAUCAAAGGCACAAAAUUAAAAUUGUAUUUAAAUUCUUACAGAAAAUAAGGGCUUCUGUUUUGUUUAGCUAUAAUGCUUUGUACCUGAGAUAUCUUUAAUAUCACAACUUAUAUGAUACAUGUUUGCUACUGAAUAAAACCAGUCUUUAUCAAUCUUUUCAAAUACUCAAAACUUUACUAAGGGAAUACAGAUAUUAGAGAAUUUUUUAAAGGUUUGCCAUUAUGUCUGCAUGCAUUGUAUCUAUAUUUUCUUAAUUUGAUUUCAUUGAAUCCUUUGUUAAUUGUACUUAAUUUGUGCAAUUCACCAGAGUUCAGCUCGAGCAAUUGUUCAAAAGUAAACUGAGUAGAUUUUUUUAAGACUGUUGAUGGACUAGUUUUGUUUUUGUUUUCAGUUUUAUUCUUGAGAUUUGAUAAGCCUAAAAUUCAACAAAUAUUAUUUCUGAUUGAAUUUCACAGCUGCUUUGCUUGGAAUUUUUUUAAAUAAAAUGUCAGGUCACUUUGAAAUUGCAUUUUAUUGAUAUUGGUGUGUUUAAAUAAAAUA
Molecule: messenger RNA, 20007 nt
Organism: Pristis pectinata (smalltooth sawfish)
Lineage: Eukaryota; Metazoa; Chordata; Chondrichthyes; Rhinopristiformes; Pristidae
Product: low-density lipoprotein receptor-related protein 1-like
Exons: 90
Coding region: 117-13826 (4569 amino acids)
Molecular function (GO): protein binding; calcium ion binding
Source: RefSeq, a predicted model, not a curated record